Pogonomyrmex barbatus (red harvester ant) is the source of this 1719-nucleotide messenger RNA. It is a transcript of the gene Vinc, whose product is annotated as vinculin. Gene Ontology annotation, cellular component: actin cytoskeleton. Gene Ontology annotation, biological process: cell adhesion. The record is from RefSeq and is a predicted model, not a curated record. Gene Ontology annotation, molecular function: structural molecule activity; actin filament binding. Lineage: Eukaryota; Metazoa; Arthropoda; Insecta; Hymenoptera; Formicidae.
AUGAUACUACCCCAAGCAAUGCUCACGUACAAUUGUAUGAUUAACAAAACUACGGGUUAUACACCUUAUGAAUUACAAUUUGGCAGGGAACCCAAUCACAUCUUCAGUGAAGAAGAUGAGAAAUUAACCCCCCAGAAACAAAUAGAAAAUUUACAUAUACAACAUGAAGAUAAAUUAGAAGAAGCACGCAUUAGCAUACGCGAUUACCAAGAUUCUAAUUUACCUUUAAAAACCUAUGCACCCAUUGAUAUUAACGAUCUAGUUCUUGUAAAAAAUUUCAAUGCCAAAUCAUUCGAGCCACAAUGGAAAGGUCCUUUCCCUGUGGUAUCAAGACUUGUUAUUUUACAUGAGGAAGCAGAAGAUGGAAAUGCAAUGCCAGAUUUGGGAAGGCCUGUACAGGCUGUUAGUAUGGCUGUAACUAAUCUUGUAAAAGUUGGGAAGGAAACAAUAAAUUCAUCUGAUGAUGCUUUACUUAAGCAAGAUAUGCCAGCAGCAUUGCAACGUGUUGAGGGUGCUUCCCGUCUUCUGGAGGAAGCAUCAGCUAUGUUGAAGGAGGAUCCAUAUUCUGGACCAGCUAGUUUCGAUGAGAGUGAAGUACGAAAAAUUAUACGAGAAUGUAAACGUGUAUUGGAUUAUUUGGCUGUUACCGAAGUUAUCGAGACAAUGGAGGAUCUAGUACAUUUUCUUAAGAAUUUAAGUCCAUGUCUUAGCAAAGUGUCAAGAGAAGUUGGUGCUCGUGAAAAGGAAUUGACGCAUCAAGUACACCGAGAGAUAUUGAUUCGCUGCUUAGACCAAAUAAAAACACUCGCUCCGAUUUUAAUUUGUUCAAUGAAGAUUUUUAUUCAUAUUAUUUCACAAGGCGGAAAAGGUGCAGAAGAAGCGGCAGAAAAUCGUAAUUACUUAUCUGGAAGAAUGUCCGAUGAAUUAAAUGAAAUUAUUCGUGUUUUACAAUUGACAACAUAUGACGAAGAAGAAUGGGACGCUGAUCAAUUAACUGUAUUGAAGAAAGCUCAAAGUGCUAUAGAAUCCAGAAUACGAGCCGCUUUUGAUUGGUUAGAUGAUGGAAAAGCUUUAAGAGGUGGUGUAGGAGAAAAAAGUCUUCGCCAGAUAAUAGAGCAGGCAUUGCGUUUAGCAGAAUGUUAUCUUCCUCCAUCGCAAGCAGAACCCAUAUCUAAAUUGGCUUCACAAAUUAUCACUAUGACUGAUGCUCUUUGCGAACUACGUCAAAACGAGAAGGGUACUACACCUCAAGCAGAAGCAUUAGCACGCAGUAUUAAAGAGAAAUUAAACGAGCUCCGUGGCUUGGUAGCAUCUGCUUUGGUAGCAGCGGAUAAAUCAGGAAUUGCACAAACGGCGCAUACGGUAGCAGGCCGAUUAGAACAAGCAAAUAAAUGGCUUCUCAAUCCACAACAUGAUGAUAAGGGACUUGGUAAAAGGGCUAUAGCUUUAAUAAUACAUGAAGGAAAAAAGAAUGAGCAACCUGUAGCAAAUGUGAGUCUAAAUACUCUCCGUUUUAUUUUUCCAAUAUAUAAUUUUACUAUCAAUGUUACUGUUGCUAAGAUCUAUAUAGAGCAUUCUAUGCAUCGCAAAUUUACUUAAAUUUUUUUUGUAACAAUUUAUUUUGUGACAAUAUACAAAUAUGACAAACAAAUUCUUAAGUUAGACAAAAUUGAUAUCAUAAUUUUAUAAUAUUUUUACUGACAUUUCCAUGAAAAUUUU